Molecule: messenger RNA, 1596 nt
Organism: Physeter macrocephalus (sperm whale)
Lineage: Eukaryota; Metazoa; Chordata; Mammalia; Artiodactyla; Physeteridae
Gene: DNAJB5
Product: DnaJ heat shock protein family (Hsp40) member B5
Exons: 5
Coding region: 101-1489 (462 amino acids)
Cellular component (GO): cytosol
Molecular function (GO): protein-folding chaperone binding
Source: RefSeq, a predicted model, not a curated record
CGGGUGACAGGGGCGGAGAAUGGGCGGCUACCACAGAGCCACUCGUUGAAAGCUGUCCAAUUACAGCAGAGGCUGAGCUGAGUGACGGGCAGACGGCGCAAUGGGCAGCGCGGAGGCGGAGCUGUGGGGGCGGGUUCCCGGGCCCGCUGGCCGCCGGCGGCGGGCGGGCGACUCCUGUCCCGAGUGGAGGCGGCGGAGCCAGAGCCGGGGGAGGGGGCAGCGGCUGUCUGACGGACCGCGGCGGCGCCCGCAGCUCCUCACUGCAGCACCCCCACUACAGGCCCGAGGCGCUUUCCGGAGCUUCCCACACUUCUGGGGAGAAGACUUCUUAGCCAGCUUGAUGUUUAAAAUUCAGCUGGAGCCCUUAAAACUUCGAGCGUGGACGCUGAAUGGGUUUGUAAAGUUUCGAAACAAGGACACCAGUGCCGGUCCAGUGGCUGUGAUGGGAAAGGAUUACUACAAGAUUCUUGGGAUCCCCUCGGGAGCCAAUGAGGAUGAGAUCAAGAAAGCCUAUCGGAAGAUGGCCUUGAAGUACCACCCAGAUAAGAACAAAGAACCCAACGCUGAGGAGAAGUUUAAGGAGAUUGCAGAGGCCUAUGACGUGCUGAGUGACCCUAAGAAACGGGGCCUGUAUGACCAGUAUGGGGAGGAAGGCCUGAAGAGCGGCGGCGGUUCAUCAGGGGGCUCCAGUGGCUCCUUUCACUACACCUUUCAUGGGGACCCCCACGCCACAUUUGCCUCCUUCUUUGGCGGCUCCAACCCCUUCGAUAUCUUCUUUGCCAGCACUCGCUCCACUCGUCCCUUCAGUGGCUUUGACCCAGACGACAUGGACGUGGAUGAAGAUGAGGACCCAUUUGGCUCCUUUGGCCGCUUUGGGUUCAAUGGGCUGAGUAGGGGUCCAAGGCGAGCCCCAGAACCACUGUACUCUCGGCGCAAGGUACAGGACCCACCUGUGGUGCAUGAGCUGAGGGUGUCCCUGGAGGAAAUCUACCACGGCUCCACCAAACGCAUGAAGAUCACAAGGCGGCGCCUCAACCCUGACGGGCGAACUGUACGCACCGAGGACAAGAUCCUGCACAUUGUCAUCAAGCGUGGCUGGAAGGAAGGCACCAAGAUCACCUUCCCCAAAGAGGGCGAUGCCACACCUGACAACAUCCCUGCUGACAUCGUCUUUGUGCUCAAAGACAAGCCCCAUGCACACUUCCGCCGAGAUGGCACCAACGUGCUCUACAGUGCCCUGAUCAGCCUCAAGGAGGCACUGUGCGGCUGUACCGUGAACAUUCCCACCAUUGAUGGCCGAGUGAUCCCUUUGCCCUGCAAUGAUGUCAUCAAGCCAGGCACCGUGAAGAGACUCCGUGGGGAGGGCCUUCCCUUCCCCAAGGUGCCCACCCAGCGGGGAGACCUCAUUGUCGAGUUCAAAGUUCGCUUCCCAGAUAGAUUAACACCACAGACAAGACAGAUCCUUAAGCAGCACUUACCGUGCUCCUAGGCCCUGCCCCAGCCAGCCCAGAGCCUUCCACAGCAAUAGCCCCACACUCACCCCACCCAUUGUGCACCCAGCUUGAUGUCCACUGGACACUAGCAACUCUUUCUAAA